This is a messenger RNA of Lipotes vexillifer (Yangtze River dolphin), 5736 nucleotides long. It is a transcript of the gene ITGB4, whose product is annotated as integrin subunit beta 4. The record is from RefSeq and is a predicted model, not a curated record. Gene Ontology annotation, molecular function: integrin binding. NCBI's taxonomy places the organism in Eukaryota, Metazoa, Chordata, Mammalia, Artiodactyla, Lipotidae. Gene Ontology annotation, biological process: integrin-mediated signaling pathway; cell migration; cell-matrix adhesion. The transcript has 39 exons. Gene Ontology annotation, cellular component: membrane; focal adhesion; integrin complex. The coding region runs from base 201 to 5465 and encodes 1754 amino acids.
CAGGAAUGCGGUCUGCCUGACUCAUCAGCUCCUCCUUCCUACCUGCCGCCCAGCCCAUAAAGCGGUCCCCUUCCCGCCGCCGUCCGCCCUCCCUGCAGCCCGCCCUCUGGACAGUCCAGGCUCGCCCGCGCGCCGCAUCCGGAGCCGCCGAGCGGAGCCCAGCGCGGGGAGGGCGCGAGUCAGCCCCAAGGAGGAAGAGAAUGGCAGGGCCGCAUCCCAGCUGGUGGACCAGGCUGUUGCUGGCAGCCCUGCUGAGCGCCAGCUUCCCCGGGGACAUGGCGAACCGCUGCAAGAAGGCCCAGGUGAAGAGCUGCACGGAGUGCAUCCGCGUGGACAGAGACUGCGCCUACUGCACGGACGAGAUGUUCAAGGAACGGCGCUGCAACACCCAGGAGGAGCUGCUGGCUGCGGGCUGCCGGCAGGAGAGCAUGGUGGUCAUGGAGAGCAGCUUCGAGAUCACAGAGGAAACACAGAUCGACACCACCCUGCACCGCAGCCAGGUGUCCCCCCAGGGGCUGCGGGUGCGGCUGCGGCCGGGAGAGGAGCGGCGCUUUGAGCUGCAGGUGUUUGAGCCCCUGGAGAGCCCCGUGGACCUGUAUAUCCUCAUGGACUUCUCCAACUCCAUGUCUGACGAUCUGGACAGCCUCAAGAAGAUGGGGCAGGAUCUGGCCCAGGUCCUGAGGCAGCUCACCAGCGACUACACGAUUGGAUUUGGCAAGUUCGUGGACAAAGUUAGCGUCCCUCAGACAGACAUGAGGCCCGAGAAGCUGAAGGAGCCCUGGCCCAACAGUGACCCCCCCUUCUCCUUCAAAAACGUCAUCAGCCUGACGGAAGAUGUGGAGGAGUUCCGGAACAAGCUAAAGGGAGAGCGGAUCUCAGGCAACCUGGACGCCCCCGAAGGAGGUUUCGAUGCCAUCCUGCAGACGGCCGUGUGCACCAGGCACAUCGGCUGGCGCCCCGACAGCACCCACUUGCUGGUAUUCUCUACCGAGUCGGCCUUCCACUACGAGGCGGAUGGCGCCAACGUGCUGGCUGGCAUCAUGAGGCGCAACGACGAGGAGUGCCACCUGGACACCACGGGUACCUACACCCAGUACAGGACACAGGACUACCCGUCGGUGCCCACCUUGGUGCGCCUGCUCGGCCAGCACAAUAUCAUCCCCAUCUUCGCAGUCACCAACUACUCCUAUAGUUACUACGAGAAGCUGUCCUCGUAUUUUCCUGUCUCUUCACUGGGGGUGCUGCAGGAGGACUCUUCCAACAUCGUGGAUCUGCUGCAGGAUGCCUUCAACCGCAUCCGCUCCAACCUGGACAUCCGGGCCCUGGAAAGCCCCCGAGGCCUGCGGACAGAGGUCACCUCCAGGAUGUUCCAGAAGACGAACACUGGGUCCUUUCUCAUCCGGCGGGGGGAAGUGGGCACAUACCAAGUGCAGCUGCGGGCUGUCGAGGACUUGGACGGGACUCACGUGUGCCAGUUGCCAGAAGCGGACCAGAAGGGCAACAUCCAUCUGAAGCCCUCCUUCUCCAAUGGCCUCAAGAUGGACGUGAACAUCGCCUGUGACGUGUGCUCCUGUGAGCUGCAAAAAGAGAAGCGGUCAUCUCACUGCAGCUUCAACGGGGAUUUCAUGUGUGGACAGUGUGUGUGCAAUGAGGGCUGGAGUGGCAAGACCUGUAACUGCUCCACUGGCUCCCUGAGCGACCUGGCGCCCUGCCAGCGGGAGGGUGAGGACAAGCUGUGCUCGGGGCAGGGCGAGUGCCAGUGCGGCCACUGCGUGUGCUAUGGCGACGGCCGCUAUGAGGGUCAAUUCUGUGAAUACGACAACUUCCAGUGCCCCCGUGCCUCCGGGUUCCUCUGCAACGACCGGGGACGCUGCUCCAUGGGCCAGUGUGUGUGUGAGCCUGGCUGGACAGGCUUGAGCUGUGACUGUCCUCUCAGCAAUGCCACCUGCAUUGACAGCAACGGGGGUAUCUGUAAUGGGCGUGGCUACUGCGAGUGUGGCCGCUGCCACUGCAACCAACAGUCGCUCUACACAGACACCAUCUGCGAAAUCAACUACUCAGCGAUCCGCCUGGGCCUCUGUGAGGACCUGCGCUCCUGUGUGCAGUGCCAGGCGUGGGGCACCGGUGAAAAGAAGGGGCACAUGUGUAAGGAGUGCAGCUUCAAGGUCAAGAUGGUGGAUGAGCUUAAGAAAGCGGAGGAGGUGGUGGAGUACUGCUCCUUCCGGGACGAGGAUGACGACUGUACGUACAGUUACACCGUGGAGGGUGAUGGCACCCCCGGGCCCAACAGCACCGUCCUGGUGCAGAGGAGGAAGGACUGCCCCCCCGGCACCUUCUGGUGGCUCAUUCCCCUGCUCGUGUUCCUCCUGUUUCUCCCGGCACUGCUGCUGCUGCUCUGCUGGAAGCACUGUGCCUGCUGCAAGGCCUGCCUGGCCCUUCUCCCGUGCUGCAACCAAGGUCACAUGGUGGGCUUCAAGGAAGACCACUACAUGCUGCGGGCGAACCUGAUGGCCUCGGAUCACCUGGACACGCCCAUGCUGCGCAGCGGGAACCUCAAGGGGCGCGACACGGUCCGCUGGAAGACCACCAACAACGUGCAGCGGCCUGGCUUUGCUUCGCAUGCUGCCGGCAUCAACCCCACGGAGCUGGCGCUCUACGGGCUGUCCCUGCGCCUUGCCCGCCUUUGCACCGAGAACCUACUGAAGCCUGGCACCCGAGAAUGUGACCAGCUGCGCCAGGAAGUGGAGCAGAACCUGAACGAGGUGUACAGGCAUAUCACAGGCGCGCAGAAGCUCCAGCAGACCAAGUUCCGGCAGCAGCCCAAUGCCGGGAAAAAGCAGGACCACACCAUUGUGGACACGGUGCUGAUGGCGCCCCGCUCGGCCAAGCAGGCCCUGCUGAAGCUGACGGAGAAGCAGGUGGAGCAGGGGGCCUUCCACGAGCUCAAGGUGGCCCCUGGCUACUACACCCUCACUGCAGACCAGGACGCCCGGGGCAUGGUGGAGUUCCAGGAGGGUGUGGAGCUGGUGGACGUGCGGGUGCCUCUCUUCAUCCGGCCUGAGGACGAUGAUGAGAAGCAGCUGCUGGUGGAGGCCAUCGACGUGCCCGUGGGCACUGCCACCCUCGGCCGCCGCCUGGUCAACAUCACCAUCAUCAAGGAGCAAGCCAGCGGGAUCGUGUCCUUUGAGCAGCCUGAGUACUUGGUCAGCCGCGGGGAGCACGUGGCCCGCAUCCCCAUCAUCCGGCGUAUCCUGGACAAUGGCAAGUCCCAGGUCUCCUACUGCACACAGGACAACACAGCGCAGGGCAACCGGGACUAUAUCCCCACAGAGGGUGAACUGCUAUUCCAACCUGGGGAGACCUGGAAGGAGCUGCAGGUGAAGCUCCUGGAGCUGCAGGAGAUGGACUCCCUCCUGCAGGGCUGCCAGACCCGCCGCUUUUACAUCCAACUCAGCAACCCCAAGUUUGGGGCCCGCCUGGGCCAGCCCCAUUCUGCCACUGUUAUCAUUGGAGGCCAAGAUGAACUGGACGGGAACUUAAUGGGCCAGACCCUGUCAUCAACCCCACUCCCCCGGGGUGACCUGGGUGCCCCACAGAACCCCAAUGCCAAGGCCACCGGGUCCCGGAAGAUCCACUUCAACUGGCUGCCCCCUCCUGGCAAGCCAACAGGGUACCGGGUAAAGUAUUGGGUCCAGGGUGACUCUGAGUCCGAAGCCCACCUCCUGGACAGCAAGGUGCCCUCGGUGGAGCUCACCAGCCUGUACCCGGACUGUGACUACGAGAUGAAGGUGUGCGCCUACGGGGCGCAGGGCGAGGGCCCCUACAGCUCCCUGGUGUCCUGUCGCACUCACCUGGAAGUUCCCAGCGAGCCAGGACGUCUGGCCUUCAAUGUCGUCUCCUCCACCGUGACCCAGCUGAGCUGGGCUGAGCCGGCCGAGACCAAUGGCGAGAUCACAGCCUAUGAGGUCUGCUAUGGCCUGGUCAACGAGGACAGCCGACCCAUCGGGCCCAUGAAGAAGGUGCUGGUGGACAGUCCCAAGAAGCGGACGCUGCUCAUUGAGAACCUGCGGGAGUCCCAGCCGUACCGCUACACGGUCAAGGCUCGCAAUGGGGCAGGCUGGGGGCCUGAGCGGGAGGCCAUCAUCAACCUGGCCACCCAGCCCAAGCGGCCCAUGUCCAUCCCCAUCAUCCCGGACAUCCCCAUCGUGGACGCCCAGAGUGGGGAAGACUACGAAAACUUCCUCAUGUACAGCGAUGACGUGCUCCGCUCCCCGACUGGCAGCCAGAGGCCCAGCGUCUCUGAUGACACUGAGCACCUGGUGAACGGGCGGAUGGACUUUGCCUUCCCGGGCAGUGCCAACUCCCUGCACAGGAUGGCUGUGAGCAACGCCGCCUACAGCACCCACCUGAGCCCACACCUGCCCCACCGUGUGCUGAGCACAUCCUCCACCCUCUCGCGGGACUACCACUCGCUGACCCGCCCGGAACACUCGCACCCGUCCGCGCUGCCCGGGGACUACUCAACCCUCACCUCCCUCUCCUCCCAGAGCUCCCGCUUGGCUGCAGGUGUGCCCAACACACCCACCCGCCUGGUGUUCUCAGCCCUGGGACCCACGUCUCUGAAAGUCAGCUGGCAGGAGCCGCAGUGUGAGCGGGCGCUGCAGGGCUACAGUGUGGAGUACCAGCUGCUGAAUGGCGGUGAGCUGCAUCAGCUUAACAUCCCCAACCCCAGCCAGACUUCGGUGGUGCUGGAAGACCUCCUGCCCAACCACUCCUACGUGUUCCGCGUGCGGGCCCAGAGCCAGGAAGGCUGGGGCCCAGAGCGCGAGGGUGUCAUUACCAUCGAGUCACAGGUGCACCCACAGAGCCCACUCUGCCCCCUACCGGGCUCUGCCUUCACUUUGAGCACGCCCAGCGCCCCGGGCCCACUGGUGUUCACUGCCCUGAGCCCAGACUCUCUGCAGUUGAGCUGGGAGCGGCCGCGCAGGCCUGAUGGUGACAUCCUCGGCUACCUGGUGACUUGUGAGAUGGCCCACGGAGGAGGUCCUGCCACCACGUUCCUGGUGGAUGGCGACAGCUCCGAGAGCCGGCUGACGGUGCCAGGCCUCAGCGAGAACGUGCCCUACAAGUUCAAGGUGCAGGCCAAGACCACCCAAGGUUUCGGGCCGGAGCGUGAGGGCAUCAUCACCAUCGAGUCCCAGGCUGGGGGCCCCUUCCCACAGCUGGGCAGCCACUCGGGGCUCUUCCAGCACCCAAUGCCAGGAGAGUACAGCAUCACCACCACCCACUCCAGCACCACUGAGCCCGUCCUACUGGACGGAUUGACGCUGGGGUCCCAGCACUUGGAAGCCCAUGGCUCCCUCACCCGGCACGUGACACAGGAGUUUGUGAGCCAGACACUGACCACCAGUGGAACCCUCAGCACCCACGUGGACCAACAGUUCUUUCAGACCUUUCAGACCUGAGCCCCCGACCCCCACCUCCUCACUCUGGCGCUGCCUCAGCUACUCCAUCCUUGGACCCCUGGCGACCAGCCCACCCGCAUGCUGAUCACAGGGCCGGUGCCUCUGGCCAGAGCAGGGGGUAGGUGUCCUCUGGGAGGCACGAAGUGGUCCCGGAAGGCCCUUCGGUUGCCCUCCUACCCUGGGCCCAAGCCCAUUUGUAACCAAAGAGCUAGGACCAGCAUGACAAGGUCCCAGCUUUGUUCUGCACUUAAUAAAAGAUUUUGCUACUGCU